Molecule: messenger RNA, 882 nt
Organism: Orbilia oligospora ATCC 24927
Lineage: Eukaryota; Fungi; Ascomycota; Orbiliomycetes; Orbiliales; Orbiliaceae
Exons: 3
Coding region: 1-882 (293 amino acids)
Source: RefSeq, a predicted model, not a curated record
AUGCCCUCCGAAAACGACGAACUCCUGGCAAGAAUCAGCCAGCUGGCUGGUCAAAUAAAUCGUCACAAAGCCUCUGUGGCGUCAUCGACAUCCUCGUCACGGCCUCAGCAUCAGCAGCCAUCUUACCCCACCAACAGACACCAGCCGUACCCCCCUCCUCAUGCCCAUCAUGCAAGCCAUGCAAGCCAUCGAGGACAUGGAUCAAGUCAUUCUUGGGCACCGACUCGUGGAGCCACAAGCUAUCGGAGCCGGGGCCGUGGCGGGAGACAAAUGCCAUCCGGGCAUAGGAAUCGGACGUUGGUUCUUAACAGCUCUGCUCCAGCGAGCGGAACUAACUCCCGAGGGGAAACACCAACCACUGGGACUGACGACGAGACCAUGACUGAUGUCAAUGAUGCCAUCGCGAUGCCUACAACCUCGGGAUCCAAUGGAUCCACAGCAGCACCCAACUCUGGUAGCUGGGUCGCAAAACGUGACCGACACAUGCAACUCAUCAACUCCUCCGUGUACGACCAACAUUUGCAGACUCGGGCGAAGGCGAUAGAACAAACUCGUCAAGACAAGCUGAAAAAGAAGGAAGAAAGCGAAAAGGCGAAGUUGCGUAGUUUCCUGCAAGGGUCGCAGCAGUAUGGCAUCGUGAACACUGUUGGAAGAAUCAAAUCUAAGCCAACGAAUGUGGCUACUUAUCAGCAUGAGAUCGUUAUCAAUGGAGCGAGAUAUAAAAUUACAGUCGAUGGAAGUAAAUUAGUGAAGGUUUCAGAGCAGAUGAUGCAAAGAAACCAACUCCAAAGACGGCGGUUGUUGGUGGUGUCACUUUCUACCGGAGUAAGGGUGGCAAUCUUUGGAGAGCGGGAGUGGUCCGGAGGCAACAGCGGUCAGUAG